This is a messenger RNA of Brienomyrus brachyistius, 2038 nucleotides long. It is a transcript of the gene clul1, whose product is annotated as clusterin-like 1 (retinal). Bases 453 to 1823 code for a protein of 456 amino acids. The transcript has 8 exons. The record is from RefSeq and is a predicted model, not a curated record. NCBI's taxonomy places the organism in Eukaryota, Metazoa, Chordata, Actinopteri, Osteoglossiformes, Mormyridae.
GUGCCUGAUAUGCUGCAUGGCCAGUCCAGCCUUGCUAUCAUAUAACAUACAAACAACUCGCAAUAGAAAUCUAGUAUUUCAAUUUCUAUGUAUUUUCUGUCUGCAUUGUCGACUGCCUUGUCCAUCCAUCCACUUUCUGUUCCCGCUUGUUCUAUUCAGGGUCACAGGGGUCAGAGCCUAUCCCAGAAGCUAAACAUUGCCUUUAAUUAAAAACCUAAUUAUCACACUGAUGUCAAGAUAUACUCUAAUUAUUAUGAAGAGUUGGAAUUAUUAGGUAGAUAUUUAAGGUAUAUGACAACUACAGUGGGGUCACCAUGUCUACAGAAAGACCUUGAGACUGGAUCCAGGAGAAAGUGGAACAGAAAAUGGUACCAAAAGGGGAUAGUUUUCAUGUGCUCCUGUGGAUCCUUUCAGAUCUUUUCAGAUCUUUCCGUGUCUGAGGUCCGGCCACAAUGAGGGUCCUGUUGCUCUUCGCUGCUUGCAUCUUCUCUCUGGCCCCCCCACUUGAUGUGAGGGCCACGGGGCUUCCUGGUGACGCUCUCAGAAGGCUGUCGCAGAUCGGCGAGAAAUACGUGGGCGAGGAGAUGAAGAGGGCACUGUUCGGUGUGAAGAACAUGAAGGAGGUCAUGGAGAACAACUACGAUAAACACAGGCAUCUCAUGAAGUCCCUGAGGCAUAGCAUUGAUAAGAAGAAGGAGGUGGAUCAGCUUGCCAAGGAGGCGGAGCAGAAGCUGAGGGAGGCAGAGCAGCAGUGUCAGAAGUCCUCGAAGACCUCCUGGGAGAAGUGCCAGCCUUGCCUGGAGGACACUUGCAAGACCUUCUACACAUCCACCUGCCGUCGGGGAUUCUCCUCCUUCUCAUUCAAGGUCGAGGAGUUCUUCCGCAGGAUGUCCUCCCAGUUUCUGUCCUUUGACAGCCAAGAUGAGCUAGGUCAGCAGAGCUCAGAGAGCCCAGACGGGGACCUACAGUGGGUGGAGGACUCUUUCACAAGCCUGCAAAACAAGGUCUAUGACCUCUACGACAAGGCUGCCAUACUGGUCUCCAGCAUGAGCAAGGAGCUUGAUACUGCCUUCCAGACCACCUUUGCUGCCAACUCCACUUCCAGACUCCUCUCUCCAGACCAGGCCGUCCUAGAACCUGGGUUCUUCCAUGGCAUCAGGCUGGAUGACGUGCUGGAAUCCAUCUUCGACUUCAGCAGGAGUGUCAUCGAGGAGUUCAGCUCCGUGAUCACCGACAUCUUUGACCAGACGCCACGAGACUCUGAGAGGGACUCGGAGCAGCAGACAGGAACAGAGAUGCUCCCAAGCCGGGCUCCUUCUCAGAGUAGACAGCUCUGCAGGGAUCUGCGCAGACAGAGCUCCGAAUGCUGGCAGCUGCAGGACCACUGUGAGUCCUGCCAGGGGGCACUGUCUCAUGAGUGCCCGAGCGUGAGGCAACUGUCCGCGGAACUGAACGAGAUAUCCCGGCUGCUCAGCGAGUCCCGGCAGCAGUACGAGGAGGUGCUGCAGGUGGUGCAGCGGCACGCGGACGACACCCUCACCUGGCUCACCCACAUGGCUGCCAGGUUCGGCUGGGUGGCCGAGCUAGUCAACGGAACCAACGCCGACCAGGACAUUUUCACCAUUGCCGCUGUGGUACCACACAACGAGGAUGUAGGCAAUGGCACAGCCUUGGACACCACGGUGGAGCUGAACAUCCUGAGCUCACCCAAGCUCACCCUCCACGUCCCAGCAGAGCUACAGGUUGAAGAGCCUGCCUUCAUUCAGUACGUGGCCAAGGUGGCCCUGGAUCGAUACAAGACGGUGAGCAACUCUCUGGCCUGAGAAGACGAACGAAGAACGAUGCUUUUAGUUUCACCGUCACCCCAUGUAGCACUAAGAUGAUUUAAAAACCUAUUUUAGCAAGUGAAAAUGUACCUUAUGUGCAUGAUCAUCUCGAAGUGACGAACAGGCAAGAAACUGGGAUUCGUCGGAAAAUUACAGUUGCAAUAAUUUCUACUAAUAUGUUAUCAUAUAUAAUUAAAAGUAAGACAUUGUGU